UCCGUCUCCCUGCCGGCCAAGAGCAGGAAGAGCUUCAGUCAGCUUAAGCGAGCGAAACCGUACGGUUCCCUGUUCCAGCGGGCGAAACCCGGCAACUUCCUGCCGGAGCGAAAGCAGAUUGAUAAGAUCAGGAAGAAGAAGAAGCUGAAGAGGAGGGAAACGGAGGUGUCUGCGGAGGAGGACUACGAGGAGAAGCUGCUGGAGCUGGAGGCCGAGGACUCUUUCGCAGAGACGCCGCUGAGCCCCUCGUCCGAGGGCGACCCCCAGUCUGUGGCCGAGCACAGCUCAGUGUGGGACUCGGACACCCCCUCCAGCGUCUCCUAA
Molecule: messenger RNA, 324 nt
Organism: Mesitornis unicolor (brown roatelo)
Lineage: Eukaryota; Metazoa; Chordata; Aves; Mesitornithiformes; Mesitornithidae
Product: PHD finger protein 13-like
Exons: 1
Biological process (GO): mitotic chromosome condensation
Molecular function (GO): chromatin binding
Source: RefSeq, a predicted model, not a curated record